ACAAAACGCAUCAAAACGCAAUGAGAGCAGUGAGCACGUGUGUCGUCGUGGUGUUGGUGGCCGCAGCGGCCCUGGCCGCCCCCCAGUCGGACUACGAAACCGAGGUCCUGGCAAAAUUGAACAACGCCUGCGCCCACCAAAAGGCAGCCACCGCCUGCCUCCAACUCAAGGCCUUCGCUUACCUCCAGAAGUUGAUGAAGAAGUCAUCCAUCAGGGUCGCUGACGACAUCGUCGUCACCCCCAACUCGGAGUCGGUCACCGAGGUGCUCGAGCUGACCAGCCCCCGCGAGGUCGGCACCGAGGACGGCAUCGUCCUGAUGGCCAGCAAGGUUAAGAAUUUCAUCAAGUCGCGUGAGCUGCACUGGACCGUCGCCCCCGACACCGACGUCGUCGUCUCCACCGACAAGGACGCCUCCAGCAUCAAUUUCAAGCUGGCUGAAACUGCCCGCUCUAGCGAAACUGGACGUCUGCACAAGUUCAAGACCCUGUACGCCUUGGGCGCCGCCGCCAUCACCAAGAUCAGCAUCUUCGCCGUCCUCAAGUUCAUCGCUCUGGCCAUCCUGGUGUUCAAGGCCGUGGUUGUGUCCAAGCUUGCUUUGGCCGCCGCCGUGCUGCUCGGCAUCCGCCACCUGUCGCAACCGCACGCCGUGACCUACGAGGUCGUGUCGCACCCGCACGUGCUCGACCACCACGACACCUUCUCGGCAGGCACCAGCUACAGCGGCGCCGCGGCCGCCGCCUCCACCGGCUACGCCCGCGCCGACCAGCAACCCUACCGCGCCUACGCUCCCCGCAAGCCCUAAACGGCUCAUCAAAGAUAAAGAAUCAACCCCCUCCCCCUUAAUUUAUUACCUUAGUUUUAAGCCACAGAGGAGGACGCAUAGUCCUCCAGCAAACAAUCAAAAUGACCGACGCCGACCUUUUUUAACGGACGAAAGACUGUUUCUCUUCCGCUUCUCUUCCUUACUGUAAGCCUCUCUGCUGUCCAUCUGUUUCUCAGUGAAUUCCACUCUUAUAUGAACUGUGAAGCUUUUGUGUACAUAUGGCUAGAUACUCUUCUCUUCGUUUCCUCCGAUGCUCCCAACGAGACGACCAUACAAUAUGCCCAACGACUCAUUCUCUCAUCUCUUCUGUUCUCUCCGCUCAACCGAUACCAAGACUAAUUCCCUUUUUCAUUUACGACCGACGCUGUUUAUUCUGCCAAUGUUUCCUGGUCUACAGGAAAGAUAAAUAAUUGUAUGCCUCAUAUCCAAAUCUGUACGGAAUUGUUAUUUAUAUUAAAGACUCUGAUCAGUACAAGAAA
Molecule: messenger RNA, 1303 nt
Organism: Cloeon dipterum
Lineage: Eukaryota; Metazoa; Arthropoda; Insecta; Ephemeroptera; Baetidae
Exons: 3
Coding region: 21-803 (260 amino acids)
Cellular component (GO): membrane
Source: RefSeq, a predicted model, not a curated record